AUGGGUCAAGGCUCUUCAUCUAUGGAGAUCAAACAUCAGAAGGGUGCAGCCGAAAGCUUGUUUCAUAAGAGUCUCUCCUAUUUCUUUAGAAGGGAUGCAAACUCAUCUGUCGCCUUAGUCGCCAGGAAGAGAGCGCAUAAUGUGCUCAAACCUGUUGCUGGUUCUCCAAAUGCUCUUGAUCUGACCAUGGUCACCUGCUUUUCUGGAUUCAAUUCUUCUGGCUCUAACAUCACGACCGUCAGCUCGGAUGUGGACACGUUCCCCGGCUACACUAUGGUUAUCCUGGCGAUCCUAAUGAUAACCCUGGUGGUCGUGGUGGUGGGCGGAAACGCAUUGGUCAUCCUUGCCUUUUUCGUGGACAAAAGUCUUAGAAAUCAAUGCAAUUACUUCUUCCUAAAUUUGGCAAUAUCUGACUUCCUUGUUGGGGCCUUCUGCAUCCCGGUCUAUAUUCCCUACAUCCUGACGGGCAGGUGGAUGCUAGGCCGUGGACUCUGCAAGCUGUGGCUGGUGAUGGACUAUUUGUUGUGCACAGCAUCUGUCUUCAAUAUUGUCUUAAUCAGUUACGACCGCUUCCUGUCUGUUACACGAGCGGUAAGGUACCGAGCCCAGCAGGGUGUCACUCGUCUCGCAGUGGUCAAGAUGUUGGCAGUGUGGGUCUUGGCAUUCCUCCUCUAUGGUCCAGCAAUUAUCUUCUGGGAACUGCUGGUCGGAGAGAGCAUUGUUCCGGAGGACGAGUGUUUUGCUGAGUUCUACUGCACCUGGUACUUCCUGCUCUCUGCUUCCACAUUUGAGUUCUUCUCACCUUUCAUCUCAGUGGCCUUCUUCAACUUCAGCAUCUAUCUCAACAUCCAACGGAGAAACCGUAGCAGGAUGGCACACAUGGAGGCCGAAAAAGAAGAUGGAUGGAGGGUCGUGGAUGGCCAGGCCACGUCCGCGUUCUUCGUGAAAACACGCAAGGUAUCCUCUAGUGAGCCAGCAGCCGUUUCAGCCGUUAUCCAAGAUGAAGAGGAAGUGUCGCCUUCGUCCAGUGGAGAUCCAAGCAGCACACACUCUGUGUCUUUGACAAUGAAGACGACCAAUAAGAAACGGGGAUUGUUCAACGGUUGGGUAAGGACACGCAUAAUACGUGCACAGGAAGCCUCGACCACUUGCGGUCCCUACAGGAGCGGAGGACACGCACGUCUCUCUCGAGACAAGAAGAUUGCCAAGUCUCUGGCAGUCAUAGUGUGUGUUUUUGGGGUGUGUUGGGCACCUUACACCCUCCUGAUGAUCAUACGGGCUGCCUGCAGUGGUACUUGUGUGGAACAUCAUUGGUACGAAGUCACUUUCUGGCUCCUUUGGCUAAAUUCGGCAAUCAACCCUUUUCUCUAUCCACUUUGCCACAGUAGCUUUCGCCGGGCCUUUGCCAAGAUUUUGUGCCCCAAACGGCAGUCUGUUCGGCCACAUGAGGAAAGUCCUUCCUGCCAAUGAUAAUCUAAAAGGAACAGAGGCUGAAAAAAAAGCACCAAGGCAAGAAGGUGAAACAUUUACGCCCAAGCACAUUUCAGCUCAGAAAAUCAAUAUCCUUACGAGAUGGAGUAGCAUGUUUAUUUCUUCAGCAACACAAGAAACUUCCAUGAAAAAGAUUCUUAAUGAAAAGCUGCACAAACAAUAGACCUUUAACUGAUGGAUAUAAACAGUGCAUCCAAGCUGUUGUUAUAUCUUGUCUUGAAGUCACGUAGGAACAGAGUUAAAUUCACUCUUGCUAGCUAAUUACGUUGCAUGUUGUGGGACAUCCGUGGUGAAAAAGUGAUGAAGCUUGUGUUCAGAACGUAUCCGGUUGACAGUUUAUCCAUAUAAACAUGAUUUAUUGACUAUUGUUUAUUCCACUCCAUUUACUCACGCUUCAGCAGAGAAGAGCUGAUCUAUUUGAGACAGUAUUACAACUCAACUCGAGAAACGAAAAAUACACGAAUGUUCUUCUACUACAGCCCAGAGCUUCACAGGCAGACUCUAAAGAGAAUUCAUAUUACCUGCUAUGGACAGGCUGAACCUAAUAUUGUUUUUGAAAGUAUGUUUUGUGGAAUUCUUUUGGAAUGUGAAUGAUGUUUUAAUAUACAGAAUCGAUUUACAAUAAUCAAGUAAUGAAUCACAGAACUUGAACAUUAACUAAUUUACUGUAUCAGGAUGUCCAGAGUGCUUUUUUCAGAAGUCUUCAUUUUCACGUUUCAUAAGCUGAAAAAACCCCUCGCCAUAGCACUCAAAUAUAAAUCAAUUCAAACACGUCUUCACGCAUCUUAUUUCAAUGGAAAGUGAAUUCGAUUUGAGAACUACUCUACAUCGGAGGGAAAUACUUUUAAUGAUUUAUAACUUACAUUUUGGGCUUUUCCUCAAACAGAUGUAUUGUAUGGCUUCAGAAUACAGAAACGUUGUAUGGACUAUGUUUAUUAUGCUCUACCAUCAUGAGAAAGAGCACCCUAGACACUCUGGACCUGAUUUUGUAUUCCACAGAAGAAAGUAAGUCAUAUGGGUUUGAAACAAAAUAUUUUGGUGAUUUUUUUAAAAUAAACUCUUGGUUACAUUGGUAGUAACAAUCGAUUGGUUACAAUCAUAGCAAGAAGGAUGGAAUCAUCUACAUUACUUUUUUACGAGUAUAUCUAUUGUUGUUAGGAAUGUUUUGAAAAUUGUUUACAAUAAUUUCAAUGUUGUUUUUAAAUAAGAUAUAAAUCCUUGUAAAGGAGAACACUGUUAAUCAACAAAAAAUACACUGAUACCCAAUGAUUUCUUAUUUCGCCUGUGUGAAAUCCAGUCACGCUGUGUGCAUUAAAUCUAAUAUAAUUCAUGCAGUUUAUGGAUUGAAUCAGGUAAGCCAACUAAGACCAAUUUAUUUACAAAUGAGAUUCAACGGCUUCCAAGUUCUUUGAGAUGAAUUUCAUUGAAUUUCGUUUUUAUCACCGAAGGGAACAUGGGUAAAAUUGCAAAAGCUAAACAAGAAGUAUGUAUGUCCAAAGAGUUUAGUUUAAAAACACGAAAUAGGAUGUUCUUUCAUUUGAUAUUCAAACCAUUUGCAUGUAAUGACACUCUUAAUUAAAAUGCCCCAACAAUCAAUAAUAUUUUGCAUACAACUUUGAAAAUCAGGUCUUAUCCUUGGAGCUGUCCGUACGCUUCUGCUGGUCUGCUUUUUGCUUCAGUGGAUUAGUAAAUGGCUUUUUUCCAGGUGGCUUUGAGGGCUCUUGAUUUAUCAGUGCUGUUUAGAACUCAAAUUAAUUAAACCACAAUGGCAAGCAUCCUCAUUAGAUCCUUGAAUUUGAAAAUCUAGAAUCUCUUACCCAGGUGAUGCUGCUGCACCCUAUAGUGUCUAUAUAUAGUGAACAAGGGGAAUGACAUGGUUAUUUACAUGAUCAAUGGGUUCAGCAUUUAGAGAGCAGCAUUUGAAGUGACUUCUUGACACUUGUGAAAAAGACAUGGUUUAAUAUCUCUUGCUCGCAUGUUUGAUUUUAAGAUGUUGUGUAGUACAUAGCAGUGUUGGGGUGUUUUAGUAGAGUCACAGUUAAAAAAAAAAAAACAGUGUAGCUUUUCCAAUGACAAGGUACUUUUUUCCAGUACCUGGCUGAGUAGCAUGACAAAAUGAAAAUUGUUGGUUUUUACAAUAUGUAAGUUUUAAGUAACUUUAAAAUGCUAAGUGCUUGACGAAUUAUGUGAAACUAAGUGGAAAACCUUGUCUUUAUGUAGAAACAAUUUAAAAGCACACCUGUGAUUCACGUUUGAGGUAUGACUGUCAUUUCUUGUAGAACAAAUCGGGGAAGUCUCUUCAAGUAAUGUUAACAACAGACAUUAUUUGACCUCAGAAAUCGAAAAUCACUAAAAGCCCAUUAGAAAGUACAAGACUCGAAAAUACAAAUACUCUGAGUUUUAGGACUACAAACUGAACAGAUCUAUACAACUCUUUUAUCGUAAAUUAUAUCAUUAAAGAUUUUAAAGAUAUUGCCCUGUGAAGCUUCUUUUUGUUCGUAAAUUGAAGUGUAGCUAGCUGCUUUUUGAAAAGGGUAGCUUGACUGUAGUUAAAUUGACUAGUCUGACGCCUGAAAAGCUACAGUUUCAGAGCAACCUCCCUUGCAUUGGUAAACAGACUGGCAGAAAAUUGGUAUGAUGGUUGGGGAGGGAGGCAGUUGCUUUAAUAAUAUCAAGCAUUAUGUAUAUGCACACAGUUCUACAAGAACUGUCAAAGAAAACCACAGAGAAGAGGUCGAACCACCAUAGAAUCGGUUCAGCAUGAACUGCUGCCUGUGGAUGAUACGCUCCCACAUAAGUGUGCAGAUUUCAGGCUGUUCUUAAGUUACACUGACAGAACACAAUGAGUGGGACCAAAGUCCUUUGAAGAUGUUCCACUAAAAUGCGGAACUCAGUCUGACUCAAGCUUAUUGCAAGAACUAAGCUUAAGGGUUUAACGUUACAAAACAGUGUCAAGGAUGAGUUUGAUUAGGUGCUUAUAUCAUUUUCUGUAUGAUUAACACUCUAAUAGCGGUAAGAAGGUUUGUUACCCUGAUUAAAAACAGCUUAGACCAGCAUAACUUACCUGGUGAGACUGGUUAAGUCAUUUUUAUUUGUAUAGCACUUUUCACAACACAUCAU
Myxocyprinus asiaticus (Chinese sucker) is the source of this 4611-nucleotide messenger RNA. RefSeq names its product histamine H3 receptor-like. Gene Ontology annotation, cellular component: membrane. Gene Ontology annotation, molecular function: histamine receptor activity. The record is from RefSeq and is a predicted model, not a curated record. The transcript is spliced from 4 exons. Bases 1 to 1470 code for a protein of 489 amino acids. Lineage: Eukaryota; Metazoa; Chordata; Actinopteri; Cypriniformes; Catostomidae. Gene Ontology annotation, biological process: adenylate cyclase-activating adrenergic receptor signaling pathway.